AUGUACAAUUCUCGUAAUAUGGCUUCAACAGCGCUCAAGCGCUUGAUGACUGAAUACAAAGAAUUAACACUGAACGCACCUGAAGGAAUAACUGCAGGGCCUAUAAACGAGGAAUCCUUUUUUGAAUGGGAGGCGCUUAUAGCUGGGCCUGAAGGAACGCCUUAUGAAGGUGGUAUCUUUCCUGCGGUGCUCCGAUUUCCCUCAGAUUAUCCAUUGUCACCCCCAACCAUGAAAUUUACAUGCGACAUGUUUCAUCCUAAUGUUUAUCCCGAUGGAAUGGUUUGCAUAUCAAUUCUUCAUCCACCCGGUGACGAUCCGAACAUGUAUGAAAGCUCUUCUGAGCGCUGGUCACCAGUUCAAAGUGUCGAAAAAAUUCUAUUAAGUGUUGUAAGCAUGUUGGCUGAACCAAAUGAUGAAAGUGGUGCCAAUAUUGAAGCUUGUAAAAUUUGGAGAAAUGAUCGAGAAGCGUUUAAUAAAAUUGUUCGUGAUAACGUCAAGAAGACAUUAGGAUUGUGA
This is a messenger RNA of Cetraspora pellucida, 516 nucleotides long. NCBI's taxonomy places the organism in Eukaryota, Fungi, Glomeromycota, Glomeromycetes, Diversisporales, Gigasporaceae. The record is from the annotation of a GenBank genome assembly.